AAGGAGAUCACCUUAGAAAGUUUGGCGAUCAAUAGUAGGGGUAACAUCGCAACUAAUCAAUUAUUUGGUUCUGAAUCUUUGGUUACAUCAUUAAAUUGCCACACAAUUGAUUAUAACGAACAACCAAGUGAAGCUAUGCUAGGAAAUACUUAUUAUUCACCAAUAGGCAAUACAUUGGAUUUGAAUUUUGAAGAGCUUCAUCAGACAAUCUUGCCAAUUAUUUUACUUAGCUAUAAUA
Racocetra persica is the source of this 238-nucleotide messenger RNA. The record is from the annotation of a GenBank genome assembly. Lineage: Eukaryota; Fungi; Glomeromycota; Glomeromycetes; Diversisporales; Gigasporaceae.